This is a messenger RNA of Sceloporus undulatus (fence lizard), 2235 nucleotides long. RefSeq names its product transcription initiation factor TFIID subunit 9-like. The record is from RefSeq and is a predicted model, not a curated record. The transcript has 7 exons. The coding region runs from base 65 to 841 and encodes 258 amino acids. NCBI's taxonomy places the organism in Eukaryota, Metazoa, Chordata, Lepidosauria, Squamata, Phrynosomatidae. Gene Ontology annotation, biological process: DNA-templated transcription initiation; RNA polymerase II preinitiation complex assembly. Gene Ontology annotation, cellular component: transcription factor TFIID complex; SAGA complex. Gene Ontology annotation, molecular function: RNA polymerase II general transcription initiation factor activity; transcription coactivator activity; protein heterodimerization activity.
GCGCACUUCCUGCUUGGCGCCAAGUGGGUGCGCAUGCGCAGUGACACGCAGCAGUCCCUGGACCAUGGCGGCGGUGGAGGCAGCCAAAAUGGCGUCCCCCAAGAGCGCCCCAAAGGAUGCCCAGGUGAUGGCACAGAUCCUGAAGGACAUGGGCAUCACUGAGUAUGAGCCGCGGGUGAUCAACCAGAUGCUGGAGUUUGCAUACAGGUAUGUGACGACCAUCUUAGAAGAUGCCAAAAUCUAUUCCAGUCAUGCCAAGAAGUCCAGUGUGGAUGCUGAUGAUGUGAGAUUGGCCAUUCAGUGCCGUACGGAUCAGUCCUUCACCUCUCCUCCUCCCAGAGAUUUUUUGCUAGAUAUUGCAAGACAGAAAAACCAAACACCUUUGCCUCUGAUUAAACCAUACUCUGGACCAAGGUUGCCACCAGACCGAUACUGCCUUACAGCACCAAAUUAUAGGCUGAAGUCCUUACAGAAAAAGGUAUCUUCCUCUGCUGGAAGGAUAACUGUGCCACGGCUCAGUGUCGGGGCUGUCACUAGCCGUCCCAGCACACCCACUUUAGGAACCCCUUCGGCACAGGCAGUGUCGGUAUCGGCAAAAGUCGGGACUCCUGUUUCUCUGACAGGUCAAAGAUUCACAGUACAGAUCCCCACAUCUCAAACGUCGGUAAAGUCAGCAACUCCCACCACUCCGACAGUUCAGAACGUGCUGAUCAACCCAUCCUUGAUUGGAUCCAAAAACAUCCUCAUCACCACCAACAUGGUGCAGUCGCAGGGUGCAUCUGGCGAGUCAAAUGCGUUGAAAAGGAAGCACGAGGAUGACGAUGAUUAUGACAACUUGUGAGAGGCAGAGGGACAUUAUGUCUUGUUGUUAUACAUUAAUGUGCCCAGAGUUUUAUUUAAUUUUUUACACUUUGGACUGAACUGUGUGUAUAAGAAGGAUUGAGCCUUGGGGGCCACUCCGUUAAGGCCCUGUUAAUACUGGGACAUCUCACCCAUCACCUCUCCUUCAGACUGGGAGCAAAACAGACUCGGCUCUUGAAGAUCUCUACCAUUUGCUCCUGGUAUAGAAGUGGAUCAUUAAAGGAACCUUCAAAGGAAAAGAGGGGGGACGGGGAAAGGCUGAAAUGGCCAUGUAAGGCCUAAAGAAUUUGAGAACUGAAAUCCUGCAAUGCAUUGUGUUGGAUAGUCAUUUGAAAGUGUUGAAUGAGGUGAAGUCUUUGGAUUAGUCUGUAGAGGAGGAAAUCCAAGGUUAUAAAUAGCCUUUUUUGCUUAUAUAUGUCAUAAGAAGCAUUCUUUCUUCAGUUUUUGAUGUUUGUUCCCCACAUUAAAAAAUAUCCUUUAUCCAAAUGUUUGAAGUAGUCUAGGCCAGGUCUACUGUGAGUGCAGUUGCCUUAUCUUCUCUGAUUUUUUUACAUUAUGUGAGCAAGAGAAUUAAAUGCAGUCUGUAACUUGGAGAUGUGGCAUGGUGCUCCAUUAAGACAUGUGCUGGCAGAUCUAGAGGGAAAUGGCUCUUUUGGACUUGAAUUCCCAGAAUCCCUCAGCCUGCAUUUUCAUUGUUCACAUCCACAGUUCACUUCCGUCAGCUGUGAGUUGUGCUUUCAGUUGUGCUGUGGCAAAUGAUUCACCCUGCAGUUAUAAUGCGACUUAACAGGCAUGUGUGUGACUAGUAAGAUACCAGCCAAGGAGUUCAUUGACCUUUGGAGAACCUCUUUUCCCAUAUUGCAUAUAAUAGAAUCUGCUCCAAAGAAAGUAUGCUUGCUACUCAGAACAUUAGUUUAAUGGUAUCUCUGAAAUGAAGCAUUGAUUUAAAAAAUCAUCACAGGUUUGACAUCUGUUUAGGUUAGAACUGAUACUUGUAAGUUUUUCAUUACAUGACAACUACCAUUGCAGUGCAUAUGAAAAUAACAUGUUCAGAGUGUACAUCGUAGCCACAUGGGAGUUGCAGAACUAAGAAUAGAGGAAGAGGAACAAAUGUUUUCGUUAAUGAACCAGAUAGGUCUCUCAAUAAAUAGGAAAGUUAAAUGAAUCAUAGGAUGAUGGGACCAUUGAGUCAUAUGAUGACCAGAUUCAGUACUAUAGUUAAUAUUGUAGUGGAUGUCCUACAUUGUAAUUCUAAUAUGUACAAAUGAAAGCAAAAGUUACAGGGAUGUAUUGGUUCAAACCAAGGGAUUUCAGAUCAGAAUAUAUUUGAAACCUCAAAAGUGAGUUGUCAGAAUAAACUCAAAUGCAAAAACA